CCUUCCGCGAGCAUCAAAAACUAGACUAUCUUUCGAUUUCAGUCACUGUAGACGGGAGAUGGCGCCGAUUCCUAGGACUGAGGGCCGGAUCCAGCUAGACUGCCCUCUGCGGCCCGGCUGCCCGCUAGGGGUCGCUGAUGUCCCCAGACUCUGCAAGGAGUUCGGGCCUGAGGACUACGGCGAAGAGGACAUAGUGGAUUUUCUUCAUCGGCUUGUGGAGAGUGACCCCCAGGGCCUGCACCGGAUCCAAGUGGAUGGGAGCAGCGGGCGGCUGCAGCUGUGGCACCAUGAUUAUCUCCUGGGCCAUUUCUGUGAUGAGGGGAAAAGGAGUGGACAGAGUGACAGGGGCAAGGGGGCUGAGGGACUGGGUACCUACUGUGGUUUCCGAAAGUCCUUCCUGUGCCCUUCCCAAGGAUCUGAGCCCUGCCCUCCAAGCCCCUCUGCCUCUAAAUCCUUCCCCAGUGACUCAGCCAGUGUGCUUCAGGUGACCAUGCCACAGAAGCUCCUGCUGACUGAAGAGGAAGCCAACCACCUGGCUGAGGAGCUGGUGGCUGAGGAGGAGCGUAUGAAACAGAAAGCUGAGAAGAAAAGACUCAAGAAGAAGCGUCAAAAAGAUCGAAAGCGACAGGAGCGCUUAGAGCAGAAUGGUGGGGAGCCCAAGGCCAAGGCCAGCGCAGAUGGGGAUGACAGCCCCCCAUCCAGUCCUGGGGCUCCAGCUCAGGGACAGAGUGGUGAGGAGGAGGACUUACUGGAUCUGUCUAGCACCUUUGUGUCUCUGGCUUUGCGCAAAGUUGGGGACUGGCCCCCUAGUACCUACCGAGAAAAGGGAUUGAGCCAGGAGCCCCCAAACAGGAGCCCAGUUCCCCAGAAGAUAAGCCAGGAAAAAAGAAGGUGUCCAAGAAAAGAAAACCCCAAGCAGAGUCCUGAGGAAGAGGCACCCCCAGGACUGCAGGCAGUUGCCUUACAGCAGAGCCAGGAGCUGGCAAAGUUAGGUACCAGCUUUGCCCAAAAAGGCUUCUACCAUAAAGCCGUGGUCCUCUUCACCCAGGCCUUGAAGCUUAAUCCCCAAGACCACCGGUUGUUUGGAAAUCGUUCUUUCUGCCAUGAGCGUCUGGGUCAACCAGCGUGGGCCCUGGCUGAUGCCCAAGUGGCCCUUACCCUGCGGCCUGGCUGGCCCCGGGGCCUCUUCCGUCUCGGCAAAGCCUUGAUGGGACUGCAGCGUUUCGAGGAGGCAGCUGCUGUCUUCCAGGAGACUCUGAAAGGUGGGUCCCAGCCUGAUGCAGCGCGGGAGCUCCACUCUUGCUUUCUGCACCUUGCUCUGGGGGGUAGGGGUUCAGGGUGUGGAAGAGGAGCAGGCUGCACUGCUAGACAGGAGUAUCACCUGCCUUUCCUCGCUUCUCAGCAGGCUCAGCAAGGAGGAAUUCGUGGGCCACCUCUGUCAACACGGUUUCUCCAGCCAUUUCCCCAUGCAGAACCCAGGGCCCCAGGCCUCUUCACCCUCAGGCACCCUCAAAGCACUGCUCCAAGGGCUCCUGGCCUUUUGCCUCCACCCUUGCAUCUUCCCCCACGUUAUCUAAGCCACUAUAACUCGUGCCCCCCUCAGACCCAGAGUAGAAGACACCAUUCUCUCCUACUCCAAGACCCCUCAAGGGACAGGGGCAUCCUGGGUCUUAGGCCCCAGUAUCUACCUCAGGCCAGAUGAGGGAGGACCUGUCCCUCAUAGGGCAAGGCCAUAUGUGCAUCUCACAGGGAUGAGAGGCACUGAGUAAUGCAGGUCACUGCAUAUGUGGAACCCUUGGACUCAAACCAUAGUCAUUUCUCUCAGACCUUGGGAUCUGGGCCACUGAAACAGCUUCCUUCGGGUCUCAAGCAGAUGGUCUCUUCUGGGGCAGUAAGGGAAAAUGGGAUCUACCAAUGCUCAAGAAGGGAACCACAUAAAAGUUCAGGUUUUCAGGCUGUGAUAGACCCCGCAGGGAAGAUUUGGGGUUUGCUCUACCUCCUGAUCCUUGGGAAAACUCAUUCUCCAUCCAUAAUUCUGGGUCCAGGAAUCGAGUCACAGUGAUAAAUAAGUCCUGUUCUUCACCUCGAUGAAGCCCCACCUCUUCGUAACUCUAGGUCUUGCCCUAUUUUGUCAAGCUCUAGCCUGUCAUGCCGUUUCCUGCCUCAUCUCUGUGCAUAUGCUGGCCUCCCCUUUUCCCAGUGGGCUGACACGCACCUCCUCCCACUACUAGAAGAUUGACCAAGGCUUUGCAUUUGGGAAGUGCCUUGCCAGCUGCUGCCUGAAGCUAGCAGAUCCCCUGCAUACCCAGGCUCCUGCACUGCUGGCUCACCCUGUGAUGGGGCUUCAAGGGGCCCAGGCUGCUGUCUCUGUGACUGCACUCCCCACUCUGACACUGAAUGUUAUAAGUAGCCUCUCCCCAUCUAUUUACUCUGUUUUUCCACCCAUAACCACUGCUUCCAGAAAAGGCUUCAGUUCUCUACUUCCUCCAUAAGACUCAUGGUCUCCUUUUGAUUUUUCCUCUAAGACCCUAGAAGCUGCCCCUGGCUGCUCCUUCCCUACCCCUCCCUGGGACUUUUAGCUCAUUUAAAAGUAGAUCUUCAGGGAACAUUUGGGCUUCCUGGAAUGUCUUUCCCAAAGGAACCAUUCAUCCGGAUAAAUGAGUCUUACCAUCCUAUGGGUCCUGCUUGACACUAGUCAAUCUGGAUAUAGGAGGGGUUGAAGUACAUACCUCCUUUGGGGCUUCCCCACAUUAUCCUCAUUGUUUAUAGUGAAAGCCCUUUAGAUACUAGACAGCAUACGAAGCCUGCCAUUAUGAGUUGGGUCAUCUUGGACGGGUCUUUCAACAUCUGUGCCUCAGUCCUCUUCUCUAUAAAAUGGGGGCUGUAGUGAGAGCUGAAAGAGUACCAGAAAAUCUCUACCAAAUGUCUAAAAUGUUG
Messenger RNA from Condylura cristata (star-nosed mole), 2937 nucleotides. RefSeq names its product tetratricopeptide repeat domain 31 (gene TTC31). Gene Ontology annotation, molecular function: protein binding. The record is from RefSeq and is a predicted model, not a curated record. The transcript is spliced from 13 exons. Bases 59 to 1702 code for a protein of 547 amino acids. NCBI's taxonomy places the organism in Eukaryota, Metazoa, Chordata, Mammalia, Eulipotyphla, Talpidae.